Molecule: messenger RNA, 813 nt
Organism: Exserohilum turcica Et28A
Lineage: Eukaryota; Fungi; Ascomycota; Dothideomycetes; Pleosporales; Pleosporaceae
Exons: 1
Coding region: 1-813 (270 amino acids)
Source: RefSeq, a predicted model, not a curated record
AUGGCGACUCCAAUCCUCAGUAUCAUCCAAGUGACGGCUCCUCCCUGGUUCACAGAAAUUCCCGUCUUCUCCAUCGACGCCGUCAAGCCCGCUGUGCUGGCAACAUCAACUAUACAGCCUGACUUGUCUAGUCCUACAUCUCGUGCAGUCAAGCACGAUUAUGGCGACUGCGCAAUUCUGCCAGCAGGCCAUGGUCCCGUCCCUAAAUACGAUAACACAAGGGGCUUCUACCACUCGCGAGAGAUACACGAUGCAGCGAAGAAGGCACACACACCCCCGGGCUACAUCAAGAGCUUCAUCUCUGCAACUGGCUCGUACGUCGGCGCCAUCUACCUCGGACACUACGAACUCGAGUCGUUUGACACGCACGAGUGUGCCAGAAGGUGCACUGAACACGGGCAGUUGGUGAAUGCUACUCAACCCAGCGUUCCAACCGGCACAUCAGCAGCAGCAGCCGCCAAAACCACAGAAACCGGAUACGCACAGCAGACGCCCGAAGAAACCUGCGAGGGCUUCAACGUCUACUUUGAGCGCUCCCCGACAAUCCAUCUCGGCCCACACUGCCCAGACGCCCCCAGCCGCACCCUCAUCAAGUGCGCCAUAUGGGGCGAGCCGCUGCACGAGGAAAAAGCUACAAACACGGGCUACCGCGAGUGGGAUUUCGACGUUGCUAUUGCGGGCUCGAAUGGUUAUUCUCUGGCCAAACACGGCAAGGGAGGAAAGAGUAUGGCGGCGUGUGGGAAGAGAGUGGCCAAGACGCUUCUUGCGGCGGUUUUUGUCGGACAUGUGCUUUGGGGGCUUGGGAUGUUUUGA